This is a messenger RNA of Xylaria bambusicola, 1900 nucleotides long. Its product is annotated as major facilitator superfamily MFS-1. The coding region runs from base 163 to 1611 and encodes 482 amino acids. The record is from RefSeq and is a predicted model, not a curated record. The transcript is spliced from 3 exons. Gene Ontology annotation, cellular component: membrane. NCBI's taxonomy places the organism in Eukaryota, Fungi, Ascomycota, Sordariomycetes, Xylariales, Xylariaceae. Gene Ontology annotation, molecular function: transmembrane transporter activity. Gene Ontology annotation, biological process: transmembrane transport.
CGCGGUACCUUCUUUCUUCUUUUCCUUAUCCGAAGACGCCAGUUUAUGAGUGUCCUUUGAAAAGGUCACUUCUUUUUUAAGGCUUAUUUGGCUUCGGUUCUUCUCCAUCCUUUUUUUAAACAUACCCUUCCUUUUUCAACCGCCCCUCCCUAAUCCGCCGCAAUGGAUUCCGACAGCUCCAGCAACAAUGAGAAGACUCGCAUCGACGUCGAGGCUUCCUCCAUCGAGGAGUUCACUCCUCAGGAGCAGAGAAAGAUCACUCGACGCAUUGAUCGCCGUCUCCUCACCGUCACUGGCUUCAUGUACUGUAUCAGUGUCAUGGACCGAAGUAACUUGGGUUCUGCCUAUAUCGCCGGCUUGGGCAAGGAUCUCCAACUAACUAUUGAAAACCGAUACUCUAUUGUCACACUCGUGUUCUUCAUCACUUACAUCCUCUUUCAACCCCCUUCCACUGUGAUCUGCCGAAAACUUGGCCCACGUCCCUUCUUGGCUUUCAUCACGGCAGCCUGGGGUGUUGUCUUGAUUGGUCUCGGUCUAGUUCACAACUGGGGUGGUCUUGCUGCUCUUCGUAUCGUUCUCGGUCUCUUCGAGGCUGGUUUCUUCCCCAGCGUCAUCUACCUCUUGUCAACAUGGUACACUCGAUAUGAAAUGGGCAAGCGAUAUGCCUUCUUCUACGUCAUUGGCUCCUUGGCCUCUGCUUUCUCUGGUAUCAUCGCUUACGGUCUUAUCCACCUGGACGGUGCCGCGAACCUCGAGGGCUGGCGAUGGAUCUUCAUUGUCGAGGGCCUGCUUACGGUCGUCAUUGGUGUUGGUGGUUACUGGCUCCUAGUCGAUUUCCCUGACUCUGACCGCAAGGUCUGGGGCUUCCUGAAUGCCAAAGAGCGCGCCUGGAUUGUCGAACGUGUGAAGGUUGACCGUGGUGACACUGGUGUUUCCGAGUUCGACCUCAAGAAGUUCUUGGGCGGUGCUCUCGACUGGAGAAUCUGGGCCUACGGUGGCAUGGGUUUGGGUACUUCGACCAUCAACUACUCUUUCUCAUUCUUCUUGCCCAUUAUCCUAAACCAGAACUUGGGUUUCAACGCUGCGCUGUCUCAGAUUUUGGUCGCUCCUCCUUACGGUUUUGCCGCCAUCUACAUGUUCGGUAUUAACUACCUGGGAGACAAGUUCCAUUACCGUGGACCCGUCAUCGUCGUCAACAUGAUCAUCUGCCUUAUCGGACUGCCCAUUCUCGGCUGGCACAGCAACUCCUAUGUCCGUUACUUCGGUGCCUUCUUGAUCUGUGCCGGUGCCAACGCCAACCUUCCUUCGGCUCUUGCCCUCCAGGGUAACAACAUCCGUGGACAGUGGAAGCGUGCCUUCUGCAGUGCCAUGUUCGUCGGUCUGGCUGGUAUCGGUGGUAUCGCCGGUUCUCUCGUCUUCCGUGCCCAGGACGCUGCUACCGGCUACAGGCCCGGCUUGUACGCUUGUAUCACUGCUGCUGUCCUUGUCCUGAUCCUUACCGCCAUCUGCGACUUCUCUUACUGGCGCGACAACGCCGCCGCUGACCGUGGUGAGAAGAACCUGGAAUGCGACGAAGACGAGCCUCAACCCAACUUCCGAUACACUCUCUAAGCUACAUAGGCUGGAGGGUAAACGAUCAGGCCUCGCACCUCGAUCGAUUCAUGAAUACUGUCACUCAUUGUAUUUACUGGCAUAGCGACUAUCACUGUCAGCAUAUCUCAAGAUAUCCCGGGGAUUUAAUGGUUAUAUAUAUAGACUUCAACUUGCACAUAUCAAUGAAAAUUUUAUAGCGCAAAAACUAUUCAAUUACAACUUCGUUUAGUACCCCAUCCCCAUCCCCUCAGUCAUUGUAUUCAGCAUAGACUGAGGGGAUGUCUCGCCUUGAUUGAUAUAGUCGAUU